AGUUCUGAGGUAGCAGCAAUUAGUGGCAAUGCACGUAACACGGAGAAAAUACUCCGCGUUAGAAGCACGAGCCAGCGCAGCCCGACCUCAACACCACACCGAAAUUAGGUGGCAGUGAUUUGUUGCGAAUAUACAUGCGUUUUAAAUCGUUUUCAACUUAAUUUAUUUAAAAAUAUUUCGUAUACACAUAAACUUACCAAAUAGUAAUAAGUUUGUACACUUAUUUAACUAUUUUGUUGUAUUUAGAACAUUUUAAAUUACUGGUUUAAUUGAAGAUAUGCAAAGAGCAUAACCAGUACUAGCAUCUGCUGAGAUUCGUAGUCUGCAAACUGCUACUUCAGUGAGACUUCAUACCUCCUUCGCUUCAUCGAUUUUGUGCUUCUCUGAGACGUGCGGAGCCAUGCGCUCAUUCUCUCGGUUCUUUAUCACUGAAUUCGGAUCAAAGAACUGACUCCUGACUUGGCAUUUUCCCAUUUCUUUGGAAAUAUUUCAUUGAUUUUCAUCAGUGUUUUGAUUGUUUUGUUUUUGGUGGAUUUCCGGACACCCCGUUCAAUUCUUCAUCUGGAAAUUGCAUGGAAGCGCGAAAUGAAAUUUUUUGCCUACAUCAUCCAAGUAGUUGCUGCUGUCCAGCUACAAGUUUCACCUGCGCAGUUUCAGAGUUUUCUGUCCAGUGCCAACAGCACAUUUGAAGUGCUGCCGUUCCAAGACGUGUGGGAGCGCAGCUUCUGUCGCACUAUUGAAAAGCUGGUGGAGGUGGUACAGGAAUAUCCUGGAGAGGUGGAGCACAUCUUCAGCCCCUCCUGUGUGCCCCUUGUGCGCUGUGCCGGCUGCUGUGGCGACGAGAACCUGGAGUGCCGGCCCACAGACACCAGCAACGUCACCAUGCAGCUGCUGAAGAUCAAGCCAGCAGAAGGAGGCAGAGAAUAUGUAGACAUGACUUUUGUGGAGCAUAAAGCAUGUGAAUGUAGACCCAAAAAACUGCUGAGAAAUGGAAGACGGAGACAGAAAGGAAGAGGGAGGAAGAGGAAGGAAAAACAGAAGCUGAAGGACUGUGAUACAUGUCAGCCUCCACGCAGGUAACUGCAGUCCCGCCCCCACGGCGACCUCCACCUGUAUUCAUCUCCCCUCGGCGGUCUUCUAAGCACUUUUCCGGAUAUCGUGUCGCUCGGCACCUGGGACUGAAGUGGCGGGGUUGCCAUCGCUACCAGUGGCUCGCGAGCUGUGCGGGAACGGGGAGUCAUGGCGGCCGUCGGCCGGGGGAGCGACUUUUACAUCACCUGAGGGGACUGUGAAACGGGCGAGCAAGAUGAAGGACGAAGCUCGACACUGGAGAUUGAAACAGUAAUCCAGAGGACGGUGAUAUAUGUUUUUCAUAUUAUUAUUAUUAUUAUUAUUAUUAUUAUUAUUGAUCUGACUUCAGCCAGUAUUUAUUACAAAAAACAGACAACAAAGGUUUUAACGCUGACCAUGAUAUAAACGGUUUUAACAGCGUACUGUAUAGUGUUCCCCUUGUUAGGAGGAAUAGAGAACAUAUUUAAGGGAAAUAAGGACCUUAAAGAAACUUAAAGGAAUAUUUGCUCCUGUAAGCUUUCUAAGGAGAUGAACAGUGGCGAUCUUAUGCGUCCGUUGCAAUGCAUCUUAAACAGUUAGAGAAAGAAUAACAGAAAUUAUUUUAUGCGUCUUGGAUUUAACGUCUUCUUUUUCUGGUGUAACUAAAGGAAAUUACGGACGUAUUGCUCUAUCUAGUGGCCGUGAUGCAGUAUAACGCCAAGUUGGAAUUUUUGAAUACGUCGAUUUUCAGUGUACAAGAUUAUGCAAAACCUAAAAAAACUUUAUGUACAAAAAUUUUAUUCACAGAAUGGUAAUCAAAUAUUUACAAGGUAGACUUUUAAAAUGUGAAGCACAAUGGAAUACCUUGUUAAAUAUUGUCUGUUUCUGGUUAUUCUAGAAACUGCUUUUAAGUAUCGUUUUUAAUCCAGACAUAUUUUCCCAAAAGGACUACAAUGGAAAAUAACAAUGUUAAUAAUGAAUUUGCACACCAACUGAAAUAAAAAAUAUUGCCAUUUGACAAUGUUCUAGACUAAUAGAACAAUAUUGGAAAAUACUGACAAAAAAUGGUAUACAGUUUACAAUUCCCCUAAUUCUUUGUCAUUUUCCAAUGAAAGUUGAAUGUUUUCAUGUCCUUUUUGGGCAACAUAUUAUCACAUAUGUCACUAUUUUAGGCAUUUUGGUAUUUAUAAAUCGACACGGGUAGGUAUCACCUGCCAUAUUUUUAUUUGAAGUCACCGAUUACAGUUACAGGGUGGCAGUUGUGGCCUUGUAUACUAUACUAUACUAUAAUUUGAAUUAACUUCUUUUUCUUAGAAGAACAUCUACCUAUUUGCUAAAUAAAGUGACUUUUUAUGAAAAAAUGGGGACUAUUCACAAGCGCAAGGGACUCUUCUGACACAGAUACCAACAGGGUAUCUUAUAUAAGUCUUCCUUUCAAUUCACUGGCUGCAUUUCAUGAACAGUGGGAUUUUCUAUUCAAUUUCCUUUCACUCAUAUGUCUCAAUGUAAAGAACGAUUGUAAAUGUGUGCUAACAUAUGAUGCAGGAAAGUUUGUAAGUCUUGUGUAUAAUGUAUAUUGUACAUAUAUAUAAAUAAAUGUAUUACUGUUAAUAAAGAAAGCAUUAUAUUUAA
Molecule: messenger RNA, 2682 nt
Organism: Brienomyrus brachyistius
Lineage: Eukaryota; Metazoa; Chordata; Actinopteri; Osteoglossiformes; Mormyridae
Gene: pgfb
Product: placental growth factor b
Exons: 7
Coding region: 586-1080 (164 amino acids)
Biological process (GO): response to hypoxia; positive regulation of mast cell chemotaxis; sprouting angiogenesis
Cellular component (GO): membrane
Molecular function (GO): growth factor activity; vascular endothelial growth factor receptor binding; chemoattractant activity
Source: RefSeq, a predicted model, not a curated record